This is a messenger RNA of Thamnophis sirtalis, 6777 nucleotides long. NCBI's taxonomy places the organism in Eukaryota, Metazoa, Chordata, Lepidosauria, Squamata, Natricidae. The record is from RefSeq and is a predicted model, not a curated record.
AUCGUUAGCGGGAAGGAUCGGAGAUGUGCGCCGGCGGUUGAUCGCGCAUUUGGUAGAUCCUAGAUCCCCAGCUUCACACGUCUUCAUACUUCCGGAACUGCUGCUUGGACUGGCAGCGGAUUCACCCCCACCGUCUCUGCCUAGAGGUGGGCACACCAGGAGUGUGAAACAAUGACAUCCCUUGCGCAUCAGCUGAAGCGCCUUGCGCUUCCUCAGAAUGAUCCCAGCCUCUUAUCUAGAAGUGAAGCGGCUUCAUUGCUCUUUGAUUGUAAAGAAGCUGCCAGUAUUGACAGAGAGACUUUUUUUGCAAUAGGGUGCACUGGCUUGGAAGAGCUGAUUGGGAUUGACCCGUCCUUUCAGAUAUUUGAGACAACACUUUUCAGUCAAAUAUCUAAAGGUUUGGAACGCAGUGUCCAAACUAAAGCAAUAAACCAGCAACUCGAUGAAAAUAUUUCAUUGUUCCUGAUUCACUUGUCUCCAUAUUUCAUGCUUAAGCCUGCACAGAAAUGUCUUGAGUGGCUGAUUCACAGGUUUCAUAUUCAUCUGUACAAUCAAGACAGUUUGAUUGGCUGUGUGUUGCCUUACCAUGCAACAAAGCUGUUUGUGCGAGUUAUCCAACUUUUAAAAAUUAGCGACCCAACUCAUAAAUGGCACUGGUUGCAUCCAAUUCAGAAACCAGGAGUCCCUCUUGCACGAGGAACUUUGAUUACACACUGCCACAAAAAUUUGGGUUUCAUGGAUUUCCUAUGCAACUUAGUGACUAAAUCUGUAAAGGUCUUUUCACAAUACCCAGAGAGUUCAUCAGAGAUGAGAGUCCUGCUGACUUUUUAUGCUUCUACAGUUGUAUCUGCUCUUGGGGCUGUAGCAAAUGUCACAGACAUUCUUGUCUCCAGAUUGCUUCCAUAUAUCCAAAAGGGUUUGAAAUCAUCCUUGGUGGACUUCAGAGCUGCAACGUAUAUGAUCAUAUGUCAGUUAACUGUGAGGGUGACAAUGGAACAAUCACUGGUUCGUUCCUUGAUGUUGCUGAUUAGUAAGACUUUGACCAAAACACACUCUCUUGUCAAAGACGGGCUUUGCUGCUUGAUAGUUCUUCUACAGAGCCAGAAGGAAGAAGGACUUGGGAAAAAGCCAUAUGUUCAUCUGUGUAAUGUACCCAAUCUGAUUGCCAUUCUUCAUGAAAUCUCAGCAGUUCACGAUGUCAGUCCAAUUUUACAUUAUCUGCUGCCCCAUCUAGUUCAUUCAGCUAUUUAUGGAAAAGCAGAGAUGGAAGAAGGAUCCAACACAAUUGAUAAUCAAAUCUACAUUAAACAUCUAGAAACUAUACUUACAACUAUACCGCUGGAAAAAGAUUUGGAUCAUUUAUUGGCUUGUAAGUUUCUGGAGGAUUAUAUUUCCUAUGGUGUAAAGAAUGGUUCUGAAAUUAAUAAAGCUGAAAUUAAUAAAGAAGUACUUCCUCUAAUCAGACUUUUUGAAAGAAAGUACUCUAGAACGCUAGAUUUGGUACUGGAGAAAUAUCUGAAGAACAUCAGAGAUCAGAAGGAGCAAGAUCUUUUCCACCAAUUCAUUUCUCUUUCAGUGAGCGGUGGUAAAUACCAGUUUCUAGAAGAUUCAAAUACCUCUCUGCUCCUUAGUUUGAAUCAUUCACAGCCAGCAGUGAGAGUCCUGGCUGUUCAACAUUUGAAAGAAAUAAUUGAAACAUCAAAGGAGGGCUUUGAUGACUCUUUCAUACAAGAAGCAAUUGUAGCACGACUCAAAGAUGAUAAUUUAGAUGUGGUUAUGUCAUCUCUACAUACACUAGAUAGUGCCUUGGUUCAUUUGAAUAUAUUUAGUGAACAAAUUGGACUCAGUCUAUUGUCUCUGUUUGAAAGAGCUGAUCUCUCAAAGGAUAAAAAAUGGUGCAAAAUCCUAGAAACAAUACUAUGCCUUUUAAUGAAAGUAGAUAAUAUUAAGGAUAAUAAAGAUCUCUUCAAUCAAUUAGUCCUACAUCUGCUACCUUUUCUGGUCAUAACCAACAAAGAUUUAGAAUCUGCUGAAGGGAGAGUGGCAAUUUGCAUAACAGAGUCUGGUCUUUGUUCUCUUCAUCCUUUGUUGAAAGGUUGGCCACAAGUUUUCCAAGAGGUGACUAAGUCAUCUAAAUCAGGAGACGUACUAGGUACAUCUAACGCCAAACUGCUGGACCUCUUGUCCAAGAACCUGAUUGCAGAAGAUUCUUCCUUCAUGUCAGAAAUGGUGGAAGGUUUCAUCAGUCUUAUUGAAAAGGAAUCUCUUACUGGAAAACAGAAGCUAACAGGCCACAUUUUAAGUUUCGUCCUUGUCCAGUCGUGUUGUAGUUGCUCCCAAAUGGGAGAUCGUCAUUUAUUCCUGGCUUUAAGGAUCUUCCAUUUUUUGAGUAAAAAAAUGGACAGAUUUAAAGACAACUGCCCUUCAGAGGAGAACAUUUCUACUGAGUUCCCAUAUGGGAAUGAAUCUUUCUGGGACCUGUUAUCGACAUAUGCAAACAAAUUAAACAUUCAGACCUCGGUUGAUCUUGAAGAUGCCAUGCUGUUCAUCAUUUUGUUGAGAAGUUUUAUUGAAGGCUUGGUCUCUCCAAAUUCCUUUUUGAAAGAUGAGGUCUGGUGGAAUCCUGAAAUUUUAAAUGCAGACAGUAAAGAUUAUUUGCACCUCCUAUUGGGACUGUUUGACAUUGUUGUCCGCGGAGCAAGUGAGGGGUUCUGUGCUGGUCAUUUUCGGGCAAUGAUGCGACUUCUGUUUGAGGUACAUUUGAAAGGACCAGAGCAUCAAUUUAGAUUUCUCUCUGUUGUAUGGACUUACAACUACAACUUGUGCAAUCAGCUGAAUUUUGUGAUGGAUGCUGUGCUGCAAACUCAGGCAUUGUACAUAGGAUGUGUCAUGCUCGAAUCGCAACCCAAGCAGAAAAAAAGGCAAUUGGUGUCAACUGCAUCUCCAGUAAUUGUAUCUCUGUUGAUCAAUUUGGGAAGUCCUGUAAGCGAAGUCCGAAGAGCUUCUCUCAAAUGCCUUCAUUCCUUAAGUGGAGUAGAAGAAUCCAUAUUUCAUCCUGUGCUUCAGAGUUUCACGAAGAAAGCUGAGGAAAUAAUGUCUGAUUCAACUUACGUUACCCAGGUUCUUGGUGAUCUCUUUGGAGGAGAACCUACCCAACCGAAGCGAAAAGCCAAGCAACAGAAAUUGUCAGAGGCAUUGACGGCCUUACUUGAAUGUGUCCAGGACUUUAGAUGUCCUUCCUAUAUUGCAAGAAACCUGGUGAAAAUUCUUCACGAAGUCAAUGGCAGUGGGGUGCUUCUUAGCUUGCUGCCUCUCCUCGAUCGGUUAUUGGAGAAAGCUUCUGGUACAGGACAGAUGUUGAGAGAUGAAGCCCUUCUUUUGCACCUCGUUCUUGGGAAAUACAAUGAACACUCGUCAACACUCCUUUGCACAAAUCAAGAGUGCCUACAUCUGUUCAUCAAAGCUUUGCAUGCCUCACAAGAAGUGUACCAGGGCCUUCAUCCUUUUCAGAUUACAGCUCUUGGGCAGAUUACAAAACCUUUCUUUGCUGCACUGCCAGAUGGGAAGGUACAGCAAAGGAUUCUGGGAGCUCUUUUUGACUUACUCCUCAAUUGCAAGAAUCUACAUUGUGCCCAGACAAUUGGCAGCGUAUUUAAAGGGAUUUCAGUAGAUGCUGAGCAGAUUAGUAUCGAACUGGAACCUCAGCCUAAACUCAAGACUGUUGCUACCGUUCACCAGACAAGAAGACAGAAAAUACAGCAGCAGAGGAAAGUCCAAGAUCAAGAAUGUGUACAAGAAGAAAGUACAAACUGGCAAAGAAUUACACUUAUCCUAGAAUUGCUGCAGCACAAAAAGAAGCUCAAACAGCCUCAGGCUCUGAUAUCUACCCUUUUCAAUUUGCUAUCUAGGUGUCUAGAACCUACUGCAGGGGAAGAAAAUCUGGAAUACACAAAACAACUAAUACUUGGUAGCUUGUUAAAUAUUUGUCAGAAGCUGUCCCCAGAUAGCAACAGGAUAAAGGCAGGUCUCCUGGAUGAAGAGAAAUUCAACGUGGAACUGAUCGUUCAGUGCAUCCGGGUCUCAGAAAUGCCACAGACCCAUCACCACGCACUGCUCUUGCUGGGCACUGCAGCUGGAAUGUUUCCUGUGAGUUCAUUGGAAGAUGACCCCGGACAAAAGAAGUCAAGGCCACUCAGGACACAAUCCUACAGUCAAGAAACAGAACUCUUUGAUGUGGAGUCUCACUCUGGCAAACAGUUGAGGCAUUUGAAAUACCUGGCUGUCUCUUUCAUGUCACAGCUUCUGGCUUCACACAGUUUUGUAAAAAAAGUAGUUGAAUGUGAAGAUUCUGAAGAGCUAAAGGAACUUGAACAAAAGUAUGCAGAGGAAGAUGGUAGGUCUUCAGGAACUGCAGGCAACAUAGAAGGAGUUGUGAUUAAAAUAAUCCGGGUUUUCGUGGAUGCCUUUCCCCACGUGCCAGAGCAUCGGCGCCUCCCAAUUCUAGAGCAACUUACAAGUACUUUGGGGGCGGAGCGAUUUCUGUGGAUUCUUUUAGUACUACUGUUUGAACAACAUGUCACCAAAUCUGGGGCUGCAGUAGCCAGUGGGGAGAAGGAUAUUGCUUUGGAAACCGAUACGGAAUUCUGGAUUUCUGUAUGUUGUGAAUUUAGUGUAAUUGAACAGUUGCAAAGUUUAAUGAAGCUACUCAACUAUUUAACAAACCUGCCAGAGAACAAAGAAGGUUGUUGGAAAAAAUUCUUUGCUACAUAAAUGCAGUGGCGCAAUCAAUAGAAAAAAAUGCCAACACUUUGACAGCCAAAUUCUGGAAGGUUUUGCUCAACAAAUCAUAUGAACUACUGGAUAAAAUAAAUUCUUUAAUUCCAACAGAAACCUUUAUUCCUGUCCUCAGGGGCCUGAUGAUCAAUCAGUUGCCCUCAGUGAGACGUAAAGCCAUGGAUCUCCUCAACAAUAAACUGCAACAGAACACUCAAUGGAAGCAAACCCAGGUGGAACUGCUGCUAGAAUUGGUUCCCGACCUCCUCUCUGUGGUGCAGCAUCCGGAAGCUGAGGAGCAGGCAAUUAAUAGGCAGACGGCCUUGUAUAGCUUGAAGUUGCUGUGCAAGUGUUUUGGCAGAGAGAAACAUGAGCUGUUUGUUGCUGUGCUAAAAGUGGCCAUUGAGGUGAUUUCUUCAGAUGGGAAAGAAGAAAGAAAUGUCGUGGGAAGUGCUCUGUUGUGUGCUGCUGAGAUCACCUGUGUGUUGAAAGCAUUGGCUAUACCUCAACUUCCAAGGCUUAUGCCGGCAUUGCUAAAUAUACUGAAACACAAAAAGGACUUAGUUGCCAAUGAAAUUUAUUUACUUAGCACAGUGACAGCUCUACUGAAAAUUGUGGAAACGUUGCCACGCUUCCUCAGCCCAUAUUUGCUGAAUGUCCUGCUCCAGGUGGUCCACUUGGACAGAAUUACUGUUGAAAUGGGACCUUCAUCCCAAGUUAAUCUACGCGUGGCAUCUCUGAAAACCACUUUGGCAACAAAACUUCCAUCAAGAGUUCUUCUGCCAGCAAUUGCCAAGUGCUAUGGUGAAAUUGCAAGUGCUUCUAAGAAUGAUGUAGGUACUAUUAUGGAUGUUUUGAAGGAGCACAUUGUAACUCUGGAGAAAGAUCAGCUCUCUGCUCAUCAAUCUGAGCUAACAGCAUUUUUCACAAAGGCUUUGGACUUCAGAACCGAACACGCUCAGGACAAUUUAGAGAAGGUUGGCAAAAUAGAAGCUCGGAUUAUCGCAUGUUUAAUCAGCAUGGUUAUGAAGCUUUCUGAAAUAUCUUUCCGGCCCCUGUUUUUCAAGCUCUUUGAUUGGGCCAAAACUGAAGGUGCCCCAAAGGAUAGACAGUUAACUUUUUACCGCCUGGCAGACUGUAUUGCUGGUGAGCUAAAAGGGCUGUUCAGCCUAUUUGCUGGCCAUUUAGUGAAACCUUUUGCUGACAAUCUCAACCAGAUCAACACAUCAAAAAUAGAUGCAGAUGAAGCUUACUUUGACUCCGAGGGUGACACUGAAAAAAGUUGCUUAUUACUACAGUAUAGCCUUGACUGUUUGUACAAAAUCUUCCUUUUUGAUUCUCAUCAUUUUGUGAGCAAAGAAAGGGCAGAAACAUUGAUGCUACCUUUAGUCAAUCAGCUGGAAAACAUGCUUGGAGGAGAAGAGAGAUUCCAGGAGAGAGUGACUGUGCAUUUGAUUCCAUGUAUAGCGCAGUUUGCAGUUGCAAUGGCAGAUGACGCUCUGUGGAAGCCCCUGAACUAUCAGAUUUUGCUAAAGAUGAGGCACGCAUCACCCAAGGUUCGAUUUGCAGCUUUGUUGGCUUUGUUAGAGCUUGCUGAAAAAAUAAGAGAGAAUUAUAUGGUGCUACUACCAGAAUCCAUUCCUUUCUUAGCCGAGCUUAUGGAAGAUGAAUGUGAAGAAGUGGAGCAUCAGUGCCAAAAGACCAUUCAGCAGCUUGAACUUAUUCUUGGGGAACCACUCCAGAGCUACUUUUAAUCCCACCCCCCAGCUCUUCUCUGUUUAGAGGUUAAGAUUUGCAAGAAGGACCAACCUUUUUCCUCACUCUUUGUUUUAUGAAUGCUUUUACAAAUAUAUUUGACCAUUUUGCUCAAUAUUUAUGUUAAAAGGACUGUUUAGAUUUUAAUUAAAAAGGGACAAAUUUUUAAGUGUAACUUCUUUAUAUUUACGUUUUAAACGGUUGCAUUACACUUACUAUACCGAAUAAAGUUUAAUUUCUUAUAACUUU